Molecule: messenger RNA, 1933 nt
Organism: Bombyx mandarina (wild silkworm)
Lineage: Eukaryota; Metazoa; Arthropoda; Insecta; Lepidoptera; Bombycidae
Product: Bromodomain containing 7/9
Biological process (GO): regulation of transcription by RNA polymerase II
Cellular component (GO): nucleus
Source: RefSeq, a predicted model, not a curated record
UAAAAACAAUAAAACACAAAUCUACCGUUCAAUAUAUUCAUAAGUACAUACAUUAUUAUUUUUACUAUUAAUGGUAUUAAGUGCAUAUUACAAUUAUUGUUAAUAGCAGUAAAUAAUAACAAAUCAGUUAUUAGAUCAAUAACAACGUGCGUCGUCAUGGAUGACAUAGAAAAGCUGAGUUGCAGAGAAGAGAUUUUAGAAAUGAGUGAUCUGGAGCACUCUGCAACCGACGAUUUUAGAGAAACGGAAGGAAAAUCAAAAAAGAAGAAAAGAAGACGCCGCGAAAUAGAUAUGAACUCAGGGAAGCAUAUUUUUAAAAAGAUAAAGCUGUCAGAUGACGAUGAGACAGAUGAUGAGACUAUGAUGAAAAAAAUGAUGCGGAACUUCAGCCCCGGACCUAACUCACCAGCUUCUCACAGAGAACCACGGACUUGUGUCCUGAAGGCUAGUCAAAAACGUCGUCCACUCUCCCGUUUGCUUGAACAGCUACUACGGAACUUAGAGAAAAGAGACCCACACCAGUUCUUUGCUUGGCCCGUCAAUGAUAACUUUGCACCAGGCUACUCCACCAUCAUCAAGAAACCCAUGGAUUUCUCUACUAUGAAGCAGAAGAUUGAUGAUAAUGAAUACAAAUCCCUUAAUUGUUUUAUUAGCGACUUCAAACUGAUGUGCAACAAUGCCAUGAAGUACAACAAACCAGGCACCGUGUACCACAAGGCAGCGCGGAGACUCUUGCACGCCGGCCUCAAGCAGCUCACUCCGCAGAAACUGAGGCCACUGGGAGACAUCCUCACCUAUAUGUACGAGAUACCCAUUAGAGAGCUAGGAUUCGACAUGGGGAAAAUGGAUGUGCAGAGGGUGCUCAAACGGAACAGCCCCGUGAAGAGCGGGGGCUCCGAGCCCGAGGGCCCCGGGGACCCGGACUCCGUCAAGAUACACAUGGAGGCCGCGCGCGAGCAGCACCGCCGGAGACUCGCCAAGAAAGCCUUUCCGAGAAUGGACGCGGAAGGGAAGACAACAUUGUGCCUGGUCACCAACACGGUUGAGGGGAACGGUGAAGACAAACCCAUGACCCUUGGAAAACUCAUCGGGAAACUGAAUCAGGGGACAGGAACUUUACACACUCCACGGGAAGACCGUCGCAACGUGGCGAAGGGCGUGAAGCCCUUGAACUACGGCCCCUUCAGCUCGUACGCGCCCUCCUACGACGGAACCUUCGCCACCCUCACCAAGGAGGAGUCGCACCUCAUCUAUCACACGCUACCAUCAGAAACGGGACUAGGAAACGAGGAGAUGCUGCGGUUCGCGCCGGACUCUCCAUGGGCCCUGCUCUACGACAUGGAGGCGCUGUUCCCGGACAAGAAGCACGCGGCUGAGACCGCCCCCCCGCCCCACGACAACGAGCUGUCUAAAGUGAAGAUAGACCUGGAGGAGUUGCGCUCGCUGUCGGCGCUGGGCGUGGACGUGGAGUUCGUGGCGGAGGCGGAGCGGGCCGCGCGCGACCUGGGGCUCGGGCCCGCGCUCGCGCACACCGCGCAGCUCUUGCAGCGGUUGCAGCACGAGCAGCACCAGCGGCUGUCGUCCCCGCCGCCGUGGCACCUGUCGCUGUCCCGGGGCGCCAGCGGCUCGGAGCGCGAGGUGGCGCGGCAGACGGCGGCGUGCCUGCGCGCCAUGGCGGCCCGCGUCACGCCCGCCGACCUGGUCGACGUCACCGCGCUGCGGAAGGCCAUGGGGGUUACACUCGACCAUUUGGACACUCCAAUGGCCGUGGACGACUUCGAAAUGGAAAUGCACGAACCUAAGGAUUUCAUGUCAGAUCCUGACUCUAUGUCAAGCCACGACAAAUAAGUUAUUAAAUGUAAUAUGAUUAGUGCUAGACUAAUGUAUGAAUAAGGAUAAUUAAUAACAGUGACAACAUGAAUUAUAUUUGGUA